Messenger RNA from Neoarthrinium moseri, 1230 nucleotides. RefSeq lists its product as uncharacterized. The record is from RefSeq and is a predicted model, not a curated record. Gene Ontology annotation, biological process: tyrosyl-tRNA aminoacylation. The coding region runs from base 1 to 1230 and encodes 409 amino acids. Gene Ontology annotation, molecular function: ATP binding; tyrosine-tRNA ligase activity. The transcript has 2 exons. NCBI's taxonomy places the organism in Eukaryota, Fungi, Ascomycota, Sordariomycetes, Amphisphaeriales, Apiosporaceae.
AUGACCCCCGAAGAGUCGAUCGCCUUGAUCAAGGCCAACCUGGCCGAGGUCCUCAACCCCGAGAUCAUCGACAAUGUGAUCCUCAACGAGAAGCGGCCGCUAAAGGUCUACUGGGGCACCGCGACCACCGGCCGCCCGCACUGCGGCUACUUCGUGCCCAUGGUCAAGCUCGCCGAGCUGCUUGCCGCCGGCUGCCACGUCAAGGUCCUGCUCGCCGAUAUCCACGCCUACCUCGACAACAUGAAGGCGCCCCUCGACCUCGUCGAGCAGCGCUGCAACUACUACGAAUACAUCAUCAAGAGCCUGCUCCGGGCCGUCGGUGUCGAUAUCGCCAAGCUCGAGUUCGUCAAGGGCAGCUCCUACCAGCUGGACAAGGAGUACACCAUGGACCGCUUCAAGCUUGAGGGUAUCACCCGGAUAUCGGUUGCCCAGAAGGCCGGCGCAGAGGUCGUCAAGCAGACUGACGACCCGGCGCUGGGUGGUCUGAUCUACCCUCUGAUGCAGGCACUGGAUGAGCAGUACCUGGACGUCGAUGCGCAAAUCGGUGGUGUCGACCAGCGGAAGAUCUUCACCUUCGCUCUGGAGAACCUGCCGAGGAUCGGUUACAAGGCGCGCGCCCAUCUGAUGAACACCAUGGUACCAGGUCUCGGCCAGGCGGCAAAGAUGAGCUCGAGCGAGCCCGACUCCAAGAUCGAUCUGCUCGAUGCGCCCGAGGUCGUGGCCAAGAAGCUGAAGAAGGCGCACUGUGCCCAGAAGGUCGUCGAAGGCAAUGGUGUUGUCGCCUUCGUGGAGCAUGUCAUUUUCCGUGUCAUGUCUCUGAAGAGUGGAGGCAAGCCGAAAUUUGUAGUCAAGAGAGAGCGAGAUGGCCUGGAGCCUCUCGUCUAUGAGGACAUUGAAACUCUGAAGGCAGACUUCGAGAAGGACGUGUUGACGCCGCAACUGCUCAAGGCUGCUCUGACAGAAGCUCUCAACGAGCUUCUUGCCCCUAUCCAAGCCGAGUACCAAGCAUCAGAGGAUUGGCAGAGGAUCAACGAGCUUGCCUACCCCCCGGAGAAGAAGCCCGUCAACCCCAAGAAGGAGAAGAAGGCAAAGGGCGGUGACCCUGAGAAGCGAGCAGCAGCCGAGGCGGCACGAGCUGCGAAGCUGGCGCAGAAGAACGCACCUGAGAGCGCAUCACACGGUGUCGAGACGCUGAAGAUCGAUAGCGAGUCAAAGCCCGAGCAGAUCUGA